AUGGAAGACCUUCCAACGGAGUUGAUUGAGAACAUUGUCGGCUGGGUGGAGUUCCCGGAUGUCUGUGCUCUCCGCCUGACUGGACGCAAUAUAUCGCUCAAGUCAUCGACAAAUGCGACCUGCCAGCGCUUUUACUCUUCUAAACGACUGGAUAUUACACAAGCCUGCCUUGAACAGCUGGUCCAGUUCACUCAGACCGGGCAAAUCGGCCAUUGGCUCCAGCGGCUUACUCUUCAUGACUGUGCGGCGCGGGAGCCUCCUCCCUCCAACGCAGCCGACCUGCUAUCACAGGCACUGGCAAACCUGUGCGAUCGACCAGGCCAGCUUUCUAUUCUGCUUCGGAUAGACAGAUUCGAAAAAUUUGAGGAAUCCAGAGAGAUUGCGUCGCGGCUCUUCCACCUGACCCUGUCGGCGCUUGAAAAGUCCAAAUUACCGAUUAUGGCGCUGGAUAUUUUCAAAGAGGGCUACAUGCACCUACAUGGGCUCCACUGCAGUUUGGCAUUUAGCGACAUCGGCAAUGCACUAACACGCCACGACAGGGCCGCUCUCGUGACAUCCUUUCAAUCAUGCCGGAAGCUUUGUCUUAGUCUUGGACAUUCAACCAUCGGAUUCGACUUGGACCGCGUAGUAAGAUUGCGGCUACCGUUGGAGUUACCCAUGACAUAUGACGGGGCCCGCCACAACACCCAGUCGCUGUGUGAUCUUCUCAGUCUGUGCCCCAACCUAGAGGAACUCCAGCUCUUGUGGGAGUAUGAAGAGUUCGAUGAGACGAAUGCCUCCGAGGAGGAGUUACAUUUCUUCAAUCGGGUGGGCGCAACCUGUAGCUUUGCGAGCUUGAAGCGUUGCUCACUUCGGGGCAUCAGAACGAAAGAGACCUCAAUUAUGGCCUUCUUUCGUCGAUUACCGCAGCUGACGGAGCUCAUCCUCGAAAACAUAUCGUGCGAAACUGGUACAUUCGACGGUCUGCUUCUGCUCGUGUCUACCACUAUGCCGGAGUUAGACCGCUUAUGGCUUAGGUGUCUACACGAUGAGUCUGGAAGUCUGGAAUUUCAAGAUGAGCCUGCACAUUCCGUAUGGAAGGGACGACCGGGAUCUCCUCAACGUGGUAUAAGACGAAGUGGAUCCGACGCCAGGAGGCUGGUGGUGCCCAGCAAUAGGAGAGGAUAG
Messenger RNA from Aspergillus homomorphus CBS 101889, 1167 nucleotides. RefSeq lists its product as uncharacterized. The record is from RefSeq and is a predicted model, not a curated record. NCBI's taxonomy places the organism in Eukaryota, Fungi, Ascomycota, Eurotiomycetes, Eurotiales, Aspergillaceae. The transcript has a single exon. Bases 1 to 1167 code for a protein of 388 amino acids.